Molecule: messenger RNA, 1317 nt
Organism: Cucurbita pepo subsp. pepo (vegetable marrow)
Lineage: Eukaryota; Viridiplantae; Streptophyta; Magnoliopsida; Cucurbitales; Cucurbitaceae
Source: RefSeq, a predicted model, not a curated record
AUGGAAUUUGUUUUUGUCGAAACUGCAACAGGCGUGCUAGUCACGUGCGUGAAGAACUUCCCGGAAAGAAGAGGGGUAAUGUUGGGGCUUGCGAAGGGGUUCGUGGGUCUAAGCGGAGCAAUCAUGACACAACUUUACACCGCCAUUUACGGCGACGAUACCAGGUCGCUAAUUCUGCUACUCGGCUGGCUCCCCUCUUUAAUCUCUUUGAUUUUCAUCUCCACCAUCAGAGAAAUCAAAGCCGUCAAACACCCUAACGAGUUCAGAGUCUUCGUCCACUUCCUCUGCGUCUCCGUCAUUCUCGCUCUGUUUCUCGCCGCCUUGAUCUUCAUCCAGAAACGAAUCCGAUUCGACCAAUCCGCCCACGCCGCCGUCGUCACCGCCAUCGCGUCUCUGCUUCUUCUCCCCUUGUUAAUCGCCAUUAGAGAAGAAAUCGUUCUAUGGAAUCUCAACAAACGGACGAUCGGGAUUCACCAGCCGCAAACAUCCCCAAAUCCUCCUUCUUCUUCCUCCAACAAACCCUCCAGAGGAGAAGACCACACCAUUCCUCAAGCCAUUUUCAGCGCCGAUAUGCUCAUCUUAUGCAUCACCAUGCUAAUCGGCGUCGGCGCUAGCUUGACCGCCAUCGACAAUCUCCGCCAGAUCGGUGAAUCCCAUGGCUACCCAUCUGAAACAAUCAACUCAUUGAUCGUUCUGGUUAGUAUUUUCAACUUCGCCGGAAGAAUCUUUUCUGGGUUUGUCUCUGACAUUUUACUCGAGAAAUUCAAAUUCCCAAGGCCAUUAAUGCUCACGCUUGUCCUCUUGGUUUCCUGCAUUGGCCAUCUUUUGGUAGCCUUCCCCUUCAAUGAUUCGCUAUACAUUGCAUCCAUUGUUAUUGGGUUUUCAUUGGGCGCUCAAGUCCCAUUGCAUUUCGCCAUGAUUUCUGAGCUUUUUGGGCUGAAACAUUACUCCACGUUGUUUAAUUUUGGCCAAUUGUUUUGCCCAAUUGGGUCUUAUAUUCUGAAUGUGAUGGUCACUGGGAGGCUCUAUGAUGAGAUGGCCAAGGCCUCCGCUGGUAUAGGUGGGCUUCAUUGCGAAGGCCAUUCUUGUUAUGAACAGUCGUUCGUAAUUUUAGCUGGGUUGACGUUUUUUGUAGCGUUGGUGUCGUUGAUUUUGGUGGAGAGGACGAGGGAGUUUUAUAGAGGGGAUAUAUACAAGAAGUUUAGAGAAGACAUGGAGUCUUUGAAGACAAAAAUGGAGUUUUAUACUCUCGAUGAGAAGAGGACGAGGAUUGGCAAUUUACUUGUUGACAAACAUAGCAUUAAUAUCAAGUCGUGA